AUGACUCUCCAUCUCGCCCGUCAAGCCAACACUUGCACCGGCAGCAAGCAAUGGUAUGUUUGCUCCAAGGGCAACUUCCGUGGCUGUUGCUCAAUUGAUCCGUGCAAUACGGGUGUAUGUCCGGAUCAAGAGAGCCAGUCUACAUUGUCGACGUCGACUACUUCCACCACCUCGAAACCUGCCUCAACCACAACGGCGAUCUCGCCAACGACAGCCAUCACUACUGCGCCUUCUACAAGCUCGCAGGGAGACAUCCCGGGCCUCAUUCCGACUCGAACUGUGACUCAGGCUGUUGCACCAGCGACAGAUACGGAUGCUGCUGAUGCGAGUCCCGGCCACGACCGCAGCGCAUUGAUUGGCGGUGUUGUGGGAGGUGUAUUGGCCUUGAUACUGCUAGCCGGGCUGUUAUUCCUGGUGCACCGGUCUCGCAAGAAGCGUGGUAAACGGUUCGUCUUGCUGCGGUGGCGUGUCCCUCGCGAGAGCCAUGAGAAAGCGUCAACGGUUGAAAGCAGCAGAGGGGUCGUGUCAGGGAACGGGGGACGGUUACUUGAUGUUCCCGGUUCAGAACAAACGUCCGCAAUAUCAAACUCCAUAAGCCCCCCGUCGUACGCAGACCCGAGUAAAACCUCACCACCGGUUGAGGUGACCCAACACAGCUCCGUAUCCUCCUUACCACCGGCAUCGUCCGCGGCAACCCAGCCCUCCCCUGAUCUGAACAUCGCCCUCAACACAAGCACAAACACAAACGCAAGCACGAGUCCAACCCCAGACAGGGCAGAGAUCACCCCCGAACUCUUCGACACUGGCUUCUACCGCCAACGCGCCGAGCUAGCAGCCUACUCCCAAAGCGAACUAAUCAACCUCCCUCCUGAGCGAAGGCAGAGGCAGGUGACUAUGACCCCCGCGCAGCAUACCAAUUCCGAGGUAGACCAGCCUGCCCAACCGCAGCUGCCCUCGAUCAUCACGCCGGACGGGGUAAUCCUGGGCGCGAACCUUGAUUACCGGUUUCCGCGGGAUGAUGAGUAUCCUGGUUCCGGGGAGGGGAUUGGCCAUGUGCUUAGCUUCAUGCAGUUCGAGGAGGGAGGGGAGGCAGGGCGGAGGGAGGAGUGGAGAAAGAGUUUUGAGAGUGGGACGGGGGUGUGA
This is a messenger RNA of Aspergillus fumigatus Af293, 1143 nucleotides long. RefSeq lists its product as uncharacterized. The record is from RefSeq and is a predicted model, not a curated record. NCBI's taxonomy places the organism in Eukaryota, Fungi, Ascomycota, Eurotiomycetes, Eurotiales, Aspergillaceae.